This is a messenger RNA of Lactuca saligna, 819 nucleotides long. The record is from the annotation of a GenBank genome assembly. Lineage: Eukaryota; Viridiplantae; Streptophyta; Magnoliopsida; Asterales; Asteraceae.
AUGACUGAACCUACACAAAGGGUCUUCUUAGUUAAUCUAGGAAAGCAGCUUCAGUCCCCUGAUGCAAGUCCAUCAAUGAAAAUUGUUGCUAUACGCACUUUGUCAUAUACCCUGAAAACUUUAGGAGAGGUUCCUGUUGAAUUCAAGGAGGUUCUUGAUGACAUAGCAGUAGCAACAUUGUCUAACUCUUCACCUCUUAUGCGAAAUGCUAAUCUAAGUUGUCUUUGGCCCAAUAAUCAAUAUCUUAAUGCAUCCUUUUCAAUUCAGUCUUUGUUUUGCUUUUCAACUUUGGUAGGUUCUGAGUCAACAUUGACUUUGCGUGCACUGGCGGAGAUUGAUCCAACAUGUGUUGGUGGUUUGGUCAAUUAUGGGAUCACUACACUUAAGGCACUAAGAGAAAAUGUGUCAUUUGGGAAGGGAAACAAUCUGAAGGUUGAGCUUGAUUCCUUAAGUGGACAAGCUACAGUUUUGGCUGCACUUGCAUUUGUCUCCCCAAAGCUGCCUCUUGGUUAUCCAGCCAGAUUGCCCAGAACAAUGCUUGAUGUAGCUAGAAAAAUGCUAACAGAAGCUAGCCGGAACACUGUGGUUGCUACAGUUGAAAAAGAAGUUGGAUGGUUACUUCUCUCAUCCUUGUUGUCUUCCAUGCCAAAGGAGGAGAUGGAAGACCAGGUGUUUGAUAUUCUUUCGUUAUGGGCUGAUGUCUUUAGUGGUCGAGGCCAAGAUCAAGCGGAUUCAUCUGAGGAUCUGUCUUCUAAAAUAAGCUUGGAACACGCGUCCACCGCUUGCCUCAGUCACGUGAUUCUCAACCGUGAAAUUUAA